Molecule: messenger RNA, 3201 nt
Organism: Kogia breviceps (pygmy sperm whale)
Lineage: Eukaryota; Metazoa; Chordata; Mammalia; Artiodactyla; Physeteridae
Gene: DDX10
Product: DEAD-box helicase 10
Biological process (GO): rRNA processing
Cellular component (GO): nucleus
Molecular function (GO): nucleic acid binding; ATP binding; RNA helicase activity
Source: RefSeq, a predicted model, not a curated record
UCCUCACGCUGGUUCCUCGUCGCCUCAGAGCUGUACGUCCUCCUCGCCUCAUCUCGUGUUUGGGUACCGUUUGGGCUGUCGCCACCGCCGCGAUGGGCAAAACUUCCGCCUCUCAGGGUCCAGGAGCUCCGCCCGACCCGGUGCGGAGUUUCAAUCGUUGGAGGAAGAAAUACAGCCACAAGCAGAGCCAAAAAAAACAGUUGAGGAAGCAGCUGAAGAAGCCCGAGUGGCAGGUCGAGCGCGAGGUUAUCAGCCGCCUCAUGCAGAACUAUGAGAAGAUAAAUGUAAAUGAAAUUACAAGAUUUUCAGAUUUCCCCUUGUCCAGAAAAACACUGAAAGGUUUGCAAGAAGCGCAGUACCGUUUGGUAACUGAGAUACAGAAGCAGACCAUUGGGUUAGCAUUGCAAGGUAAAGAUGUCCUUGGAGCUGCCAAAACUGGAUCUGGCAAGACUUUGGCUUUCCUUGUUCCAGUGCUGGAAGGCUUGUAUCGUCUGCAGUGGACCUCAACAGAUGGGCUGGGGGUUCUGAUUAUAUCACCUACAAGAGAACUGGCCUAUCAGACCUUUGAGGUUCUCCGAAAAGUAGGGAAGAAUCAUGACUUUUCAGCUGGCCUCAUCAUUGGCGGAAAGGAUCUGAAACAUGAAGCUGAGAGGAUCAAUAACAUAAAUAUACUUGUUUGCACACCGGGUCGGCUUCUUCAACACAUGGAUGAAACGAUAUGUUUUCAUGCUACGAAUCUCCAGAUGUUAGUUCUUGAUGAAGCAGAUAGAAUCUUGGAUAUGGGCUUUGCUGAUACCAUGAAUGCUAUUAUUGAAAACCUUCCCAAGAAACGUCAGACUUUGCUUUUCUCAGCUACACAAACCAAAUCUGUAAAGGACCUUGCACGCUUGAGUUUGAAAAACCCUGAGUAUGUUUGGGUUCAUGAAAAAGCAAAAUACAGCACCCCUGCCACUUUGGAACAGAACUACAUAGUCUGUGAGCUGCAGCAAAAAAUAAGUGUGCUGUAUUCCUUUUUGAGAAGCCACCUGAAAAAGAAAAGUAUUGUAUUUUUCUCCAGUUGUAAAGAGGUUCAGUAUCUGUACCGAGUGUUCUGCCGGCUACGUCCUGGCAUUUCUGUCCUUGCCCUGCAUGGUCGACAGCAGCAGAUGAGAAGAAUGGAAGUCUAUAAUGAAUUUGUUCGCAAGAGAGAUGCAGUACUCUUUGCUACUGAUCUUGCAGCCAGGGGGCUAGAUUUCCCAGCUGUGAAUUGGGUUCUUCAGUUUGAUUGUCCAGAGGAUGCCAACACAUAUAUUCACAGAGCAGGUAGAACUGCCAGGUAUAAAGAGGAUGGUAAAGCUUUAUUAAUUUUGCUUCCCUCAGAAGAAAAAGGGAUGGUGCAGCAGCUUCUUCAGAAGAAAGUGCCUGUGAAGGAAAUCAAAAUCAAUCCAGAAAAACUUAUAGACAUUCAGAAAAAAUUGGAAUCGUUUUUAGCUCAAGAUCAAGAUUUAAAAGAAAGAGCUCAAAGGUGUUUUGUCUCCUACAUACGUUCAGUGUAUCUGAUGAAGGAUAAAGAAAUAUUUGAUGUGAGCAAGUUACCUAUACCUGAAUAUGCCCUGUCUCUUGGUCUUGCUAUGGCACCACGGGUAAGAUUUCUUCAGAGAAUGCAAAAACAACCCAACAAAAAACUGGUAGUGAGCCAAGAUAAUAAAAUAAUUGAGCCAAGGACUGUCUCCCUCACCAAUGAUGAAGUGGAAGAAUUUAGAGCCUACUUCAAUGAGAAAAUGUCUAUUCUCCAGAAAGGUGGGAAAAUACCAGAAGGGACAGAGUACAGACUGGCUAGUGGUAUUAGUGAUGAAGAGGAAGAAGAGAAAGAAUGUGAAGAAGAAAUGGAAGAGAAACUGGGAAAAACAAAAGGGUCUCAACCUCAGUCUGUCCCUAGCAACAAAGAGUCACAGAAGAACAAAGAAGUUCCUGUGCAGUUCUUGGACAGAGAUGAUGAUGAGGAGGACGAUGGCGUCAAUGCUGACUUCUUUAAGGUGAAGAGGCACAAUGUGUUUGGUUUGGACCUUAAAGAGAAUAAAACAUUACAGAAGAAAGAACCUUCUAAAUCCAGUGUGGAGAAAAAAGUGACCAAGGUUGCAGAAGCAAAAAAAGUAAUGAAGAGAAAUUUUAAAGUAAAUACGAAAAUAACAUUUACUGAUGAAGGAGAGUUGGUUCAGCAGUGGCCACAAGUGCAGAAGUCUGUCUCCAAGGCUACUGAGGAAGAGGAUGAUGCUGGUGGUAUCAACUUAGAUAAAGCAAAGGAAAGGCUUCGAGAAGAGGACAAAUUUGACAAAGAAGAAUAUAGGAAGAAAAUUAAGGCAAAGCAUCGGGAGAAAAGACUGAAAGAAAGGGAAGCCAGAAGAGAAGCCAGUAAGAAACAAGCAAAGGCUAAAGAUGAAGAAGAAGCCUUUCUGGAUUGGAGUAGUGAUGAUACUGAUGUAUUUGAUCCAAGCACACUUCCAGAUCCAGAUAAGUACAGAAGCUCCGAAGAAUCAGAUAAUGAAGAUAUGGAAAAUAAAAUUAGUGAUACCAAGAAGAAGCAGGCAUUGAGGAAAAGGAACAACAGUGAAGUGGAAGACGUGAGACCCACAAGUCAUGACAGAAAGAAGACCAAGUGGGAAACCUCAGAGCCUUUGGAUACAGGCCUGUCUUUAGCCGAGGAUGAAGAGCUGGUGUUACAUCUGCUCAAAAGUCAAAGCUAAAUUGUACUUGCUCUUGUUUUCUCCUUGAAACCUCUAGUCAUGAUUAUGUGGGCAAAAAGUUGAAAAAGCAGUUAGCUUUGGGGCACUUAGGUAACAUGAGUCCCAUGCCCAAAGGACCCAUUCUUCAGACAGGAGCUAUCAUACCUCUAAGCCCCUUUCACAGGCCAUGCUUGCACCGUCCCAGAGCAAACUCACAGUGAUGGUGGAUUAUAAAAUUUCCAUUUUCCAGCCUGUGCUCUGUUAGAUUUUAUCCAUGGGUUCCUACAUCUUAUCACUGGAAAUGCUUCCUUUGUUUUACUGGCAAGUUCUAGAGACCUUGUUUCAUUGUUGGAAAUUCCUGUUUUGCUUACCAUACAGAAGUUUCUCUGUAAUAUUAAACAAAAUUGCUCAGAGAAAAGAGUAUGAUGAGUAUGAUAGACCAACCCUGAGAAAAAAUGAAUAUUUUUUAAUUGCCAUGAUCAAUAAUAAACAUUUCCUA